AUUAGCUUAUUGCACUCACAUCCCACCAUGUGAGGGCAUAAUAUCAUCAUCAUGGCGAGGGAGCUAAAAGCCAUGUUUUGACUUAUUGUUACAAGCUUUGCGGAGGAGGAAAGACUCAUAAUGAAUAAUAUUCUUUUUUUUUUAUUUUUCUUAGAUUAGGAUAAUUAACAACGCCAAAGGAACAUAUAGUUAUAAGUGUGGUAUUGUAAGUGUAGACCUUGAGAUUGAUGAGUCAAAGUUCGAGCCAUAUAAAGUUAGGAUGCUCAACAUCUCUUGUGUUCGACAAAUAUAUGUCGAUCCAUUAUGUUUAACACGGACAAAUGUGUAUAAUCUAUUAUAUUUAUAUGUAUACAUCCUAAAUACUCUUGUAGUCGAAUUACUAGUCAUUUUGAAAUAGAACGAACUCGCGGUUUGCCAUUGAAUCCAAUGUAAGUAGCUAGCCCCCAUGAAGAAUCUUUUGGCAUGCAUAAAUGUGGCAGACAAAAGAUUCCAUCAAUGUUAACCUAGUCAAAAUGGCUCAUAGGAUCGCAUUACAAUUCCCUCAAAAGUCAAACACCAACAAAAAGAUGUAAUCAACCAAUAUUUAUUUUCCAAAAAUGUUAUUAUUCUUUUUUAUUUAAAAAUAAUAAUAAUAAUAAUAAUAAUAAAACACAGCAUGUGCGAAUUGCACUGUUUAACCUUUUCCAUCCUUAAAUAACUCCCCUCCUCGACCUCUAUGCACACGCAUAACUACUACUUGUAAACAAUGACUAAGGUGGGGGUGCUGCCGGUGCCGGUCAUCUUUGUCCUCCUCCCUCUCCUCCUCCUCGCCGCGGCCGACAGUGUCAUGGCAGCUGCAUCGGAGCAGCAGCAGAGCCGGUGCUUGAGCUGGAGGGUGGCGGUGGAGGCAAACAAUGCUCGGGCAUGGAGCUCCGUCCCACCCACAUGCAUCAAGUAUGUGGAGGACUAUAUGCUGCGAGGCCAAUACCAGAGGGACCUGGACGCAGUCACCUACCAGAUUUUCGCAUACCUAAACAACACCAUCAACGUCACUGCCGAUGGAAUGGACGCUUGGGUGUUCGACGUCGACGACACCAUCCUCUCCAAUCUUAUAUACUACAAAGGCAAACACUAUGGAGGAGACCCUUAUGAUCCAUUGGGAUUUAGAAGUUGGGCACAAAGAGGGAUUUGCGCGGCCAUUCCUAAGAUGCUCCGAGUGUACAAAAGACUGAUAGAGAAAGGUUUCAAGGUGUUUCUUGUGACCGGAAGGGACGCAGAGAUGUUCAACUUAUCGACAUCUCAGAACUUGGAUGCUCAAGGGUUCAAAGGGCAUGAGAGAUUGAUAAUGAGAGGGGCAGAUUACAGAGGAGUCGGUGCUUCGGUGUUCAAGUCUACGAUGAGGAAGCAGUUGGUGGAUGAAGGAUAUAGAAUCAGAGGCAACGUCGGUGACCAGUGGAGCGACUUGUUGGGAGAUUGCAAUGGCGAUCGCAUCUUUAAAGUGCCUAAUCCCAUGUAUUUUGUUCCAUGACACCGUCUAGUUAUCGUUGCCUCGAAUCUAAUUGAUAUUCUAAAACCUAAAAGUAUUAAGUAUAGAUACACAUGUAUGAGCUCAAAGCAAAUAAAGCAUUGGUAUAGUUGUUGUAUAAACAUAUACACCAUUAACCGUACGUGUAGUCGACUAAGUUGUGUACUUGAUUUAAACAUAAGAAAGUGAAGGAGUGUGUUUAUGAUCCAUAAA
Zingiber officinale is the source of this 1717-nucleotide messenger RNA. Its product is annotated as acid phosphatase 1-like. The transcript is spliced from 3 exons. NCBI's taxonomy places the organism in Eukaryota, Viridiplantae, Streptophyta, Magnoliopsida, Zingiberales, Zingiberaceae. The coding region runs from base 746 to 1507 and encodes 253 amino acids. The record is from RefSeq and is a predicted model, not a curated record. Gene Ontology annotation, molecular function: acid phosphatase activity.